UUAGGUUUUUUCACUCCGCCAUUUCACAUCUUCCAUUUCUGCAACAGAUCAUCACUGGUACUUAAAUUCAACGCAGCAGAAUCGAGAAGUUUUCCGACAAACCAGAUUAGCUCUGAACCCUCUUUAACUCUUUCCGUAUGGCUUCGAAAUUCGGAUUGGCGGGUGGGAUUCCGGAGCGACGGGUCCGACCCAUCUGGGACGCCAUCGAUUCUCGCCAGUUCAAAAAUGCUCUGAAGCUCAUCACCACGCUGCUUUCCAAGUACCCGAAUUCACCUUACGCUCUCGCGCUUAAAGCUCUUAUCUUUGAGAGAAUGGGCAAAACGGAUGAGGCAUUGUCCGUUUGCUUGAAUGCCAAGGAGCUUUUGUACAAAGAUGAUUCUUUGUUAAUGGAUGAUCUCACUCUCAGCACAUUGCAGAUUGUUUUACAGAGACUCGAUCACUUGGACUUGGCCACUAGUUGCUAUGAGCAUGCUUGCAACAAAUUCGCCAACAAUUUGGAGCUUAUGAUGGGUCUCUUCAACUGCUAUGUUCGUGAAUACUCUUUCGUCAGACAGCAACAGACAGCCAUCAAAAUGUACAAACUCGCCGGAGAAGAAAGGUUUUUGCUUUGGUCAGUUUGUAGCAUCCAGUUACAGGUUUUGUGUGACAAAGGCGGAGAGAAGCUGUUGCUUCUGGCAGAAGGUUUACUUAAGAAGCACAUAGCUUCUCACAGUUUGCAUGAGCCAGAAGCUCUCCUCGUCUAUAUCUCUCUGCUGGAGCAACAAUCUAAAUAUAACGAUGCAUUGGAAGUGCUUUCUGGGAAUUUAGGAUCUCUCUUGAUGAUUGAAGUUGAUAAACUACGGAUACAGGGGAGACUCCUGGCUAGGGCAGGUGACUAUGUUACCGCUGCCGACAUCUAUAAGAAAAUAUUAGAGUUAAGUCCAGAUGAUUGGGAGUGUUUUCUACACUAUCUUGGCUGUUUACUUGAAGAUGACACCAUGUGGAAGAACUUUAACAGCAAUGACCAAAUACAUCCUAUGAAAUUCGUGGAAUGCAAGUUUUCUCACCUUACUGAUGAAAUGGUGUUUGAUUCUCAAAUGUCAAGUGCAUCAGAUUUGGUACAAAAAUUACAAAGAGAUGCUCAGAAUGCUAACUUAAGGGGUCUGUACUUGGUGGAACUUGAGAUCGAGAGGAGAAAGUUCUUGUAUGCAAAGAAGAACGAAAAUAAGUUACUAGAAUCAUUACUGCAAUAUUUCCUCAAAUUUGGUCAUUUAGCCUGCUUUGCUUCUGAUAUUGAAGGAUUCCUACAAGUCUUGUCCCCUGAUAGAAAGGCAGAAUUUGUGGAGAUGCUAACGAAAAAUGCAGACUCCUUUUCUGAAUCUCCAACUAAAGUGCUUGGUCAGUUAACAUCAAUAUUCAAAGUCCAAGAAUUGACGGGCAAUAUAUUCAAGCUCCCUGUGGGUGAUAUUGAAGCCUCUGCUGUCAAAUUGGCAAAGCUGUACUGUGAAAAUCUCCCCCUUUCUAAGGAUUUGGACCAGCAAGAGAGCAUGUAUGGGCAAGACCUGUUAUCAAUCAUAAGCAACAUGUUGGUCCAGUUAUUCUGGAGAACGAGAGAUUUUGGCUACCUUGCCGAGGCAAUCAUGGUUCUUGAAUUAGGCUUGACUAUCAGAGGAUAUGUCUGGCAGUACAAGAUUUUGCUGUUGCACAUAUAUUCAUAUAUCGGUGCGCUUCCACUUGCGUAUGAACGGUAUAAAGCGCUUGAUGUGAAGAACAUCUUGACAGAAACUGUUUCACACCAGAUUCUACCUCAGAUGUUGGUAUCUCCCAUGUGGGUGGACUCAAAUAACCUCCUAAAAGAUUAUCUCAAGUUCAUGGAUGAUCAUCUGAGAGAAUCCGCAGACCUUACAUCUCUUGCUUAUCGCCAUAGAAAUUACACAAAGGUCAUUGAAUUUGUCCUAUUUAAACAAAGAUUACAGCGCUCAAGUCAGUACCUGGUUGCUAGGGUUGAAACCGCUAUUCUUCAACUAAAGGAGAAUGCAAACAGCAUUGAAGAAGAAGAGCGCAUUCUUGAAAAUCUGAAAUGCGGGGUUCAUUUUGUUGAGCUCUCAAAAGAAAUUGGAUCCAAAUCACUGACAUUCAAUGAAGAUCUACAAACACGACCAUGGUGGACACCACGGCCAGAGAAAAACUAUCUGCUAGGUCCUUUCAAUGAAAUUUCUUACUAUCCUUUGGAGAAUGUGAUUAAAGAGCGGGAAGAAAAUGUUAAGCGAUCCAUCCAGAGAAAAUCCCUUCUACCACGGAUGAUAUACCUCUCUGUUCAGAGUGCAUCAACAGCUUUCAAAGAGGGAAUUGAACCAAAUGGGUCUCUAACAGACCCCAAAACCUCUGCAGAACUCGAGUUUCUACUCGAACAGUAUGCAAAAAUGUUAGGAUUUCCUCUCCUUGAUGCUGUAAAAUUGGUCUCGGAGGUCUCGACGGGUAUAAAGGGUUCCGAGACCCUUGGCCCAGAUUUGGUUGACUGGUUAAACUUUGCGGUGCUUUGGAAUGCAUGGAGCCUGAAUUCUCCUGAGCACUGGCUCUGUGUGAACUCGCUGCUAGAGAAGCUUAUUCGGGAUAGACUAAGAUCGGCAGCGGAGUCGUCUGCCAUCUUCGGUUCUUGCCAAUCUGAUCUUCAAACCUUGGUUCAGAUAAUCUCUGAACCAAUGGCAUGGCACUCUCUUGUAAUCCAAGCAUGUGUCCGAUCUUCUCUGCCAUCUGGGAAGAAAAAGAAGAAAACUCAACAUUCAGACCAAUCCCCCUUGACACAGGUGGUCAGAGAUUCGAUAGAGUCAAUAUGCAGGACGGUAGAAGAAGUUUCAAAGUGGGUGCUGGAUCUGAUCAAUAAACCAGAAGAAGAGAAACUGGAGUAUUUUCUGUCAUCACUGAAGAGAAAAGAACACGAAGGAAGCGGAGGAGCAGGACAGGUAAUGGAAGUGUUGGAGGGUCAUGUGAAAUCCAGCGGUGAAUCAGAAGUCGGGAACUGGAUAUACGAAGCUCUGAAAAGAUGGAACACCGAAGAAACAGCCAGGAAGACGGUAAUGGCGCAGCAGAAAGUCCUGCGGGAGUUUCUACAGAUAUGUGAAUCUAAGAUCAAGCUUCUGGAGAAACUCAGACAGCAGAUGUCCCAUGUUUGAUCUUAAAAUGAAAAACCCUUUUAAAGAAUUCCAGAAGAUUCUCAUGAACUGAACCUGUGGUCAUUUGGACAUGGCGAUGCUGUUUUUUUUUUUUUUUUUUUUUUUUUAUG
Molecule: messenger RNA, 3262 nt
Organism: Tarenaya hassleriana
Lineage: Eukaryota; Viridiplantae; Streptophyta; Magnoliopsida; Brassicales; Cleomaceae
Product: phagocyte signaling-impaired protein
Exons: 19
Coding region: 138-3152 (1004 amino acids)
Biological process (GO): N-terminal peptidyl-methionine acetylation
Cellular component (GO): NatB complex; cytoplasm
Molecular function (GO): protein-N-terminal amino-acid acetyltransferase activity; protein binding
Source: RefSeq, a predicted model, not a curated record